UCUCAGAACUUUUCCUUCUUAGUUUCUCAGACAUCCACUGCAGCAGUGCAGGGCUCUCCCCAGCAGCAAGGUCCCUUCACAGCAGCCAGCUGUGCACCCAGCCUCCUGACAGUUUGGGGCUCAAUGGCGGACACCAUCCAGAGUCUGGUGGCAACCACUGAUGUGGGGCGGUGUGUGGGAAUCGAGAUAAUCAACCAGACACAGAACUUGACUCUGCACUCCCCAAGAUAUUAUUGCUUCAGUGGCCACAGCCUCAUUCCUCCUGUUCUUAAGAUCACACCAGGCUCCACGGCAAACUGUGUGUUUGUGAAGACCAGAUACAGCCUUCGUGGAAGUGUGGGGAUCCUGGCAUAUGAGGCAGGUGAUUUUAUACUGGCUCUCGUGUUCUCCAACCCCUUUGACUACGUUCUUUACAACAUCCAGUUUGCUCUCAGUAUCACUGAUGAUAAGUAUUUCUAUGACAGCAUGGAGGCAGCUUACUACAGAAUAAUCAAAAACUCUUUCAGGAACAGCACAUCCAUCCAGAAAGUCAGUCUUAGCCAGUGCCAUGAAACUGUGAAGGUGACUGCGAGGAAUAUUUCUGCUCAGGCUACCAUGUCAAAUGACUCCAAGGCAAUCCUAAGAGUGCUGAUUGAGACUGAUAAUAUUCCACACCCUUUUGAGAUAGACCAAUAGACUGUCAGGCCCCGACCCAGGAUAAAGAAUACUGAUCCCUUCCGCAGCCAGUCUGGAGCAUGACACAACUACCCCUGAACAUCCACCCCAGGAACCACUACCCUGCCACCGCCUGCACACCAACUGACUGCCCAAGCCAGCUACAGACUGAACUGAGAGGGGAGUGGAAGCUGCUGUGAUAAGGAUGAACUGCUCCAAAUACCUGGAAGUUGUGUCGCCAUCUCAGUAAAACCCCUAUGGCAGUCA
Messenger RNA from Alligator mississippiensis (American alligator), 921 nucleotides. RefSeq names its product hydra actinoporin-like toxin 3. The transcript is spliced from 2 exons. The coding region runs from base 124 to 675 and encodes 183 amino acids. Lineage: Eukaryota; Metazoa; Chordata; Crocodylia; Alligatoridae. The record is from RefSeq and is a predicted model, not a curated record.